Molecule: messenger RNA, 597 nt
Organism: Lathyrus oleraceus (garden pea)
Lineage: Eukaryota; Viridiplantae; Streptophyta; Magnoliopsida; Fabales; Fabaceae
Exons: 2
Coding region: 1-597 (198 amino acids)
Source: RefSeq, a predicted model, not a curated record
AUGGACUAUAUUGAGGAGCAUAAGGUAUUGUUUGGAACUCACAUGUUGUCUGAGGAAGCUGAGGAUUGGUGGGAUAAUACAUGCCAAAUACUAGAGGUUACUGGUACUGAGGUUACUUUAGUCGUGUCCAGAGUGCAGUUUCUAGAGAAGUACUUCUCUAAGGAUGAGCGCAUCAAGAAAGAAAUUGAAUUCCUUGAGUUGAAGCAAGGAAAUUCGACGGUUGUAGAGUAUGCUGCAAAGUUUGAGGAACUAGUGAAAUAUUUUCCGCACUAUAACAAGGUUGUUGCUAAGGGUUCAAUGUGCAUAAAUUUUGAGAGUGGGAUACGUCCCAAGAUCAAACAAGUUGUUGGUUAUCAGGAGAUCGAUCGCUUUUGUAUGCUAGUGAAUAAGUGCAUAAUCUAUGAUAAAUACAAUAUAACCCAAUCUACUCACUACAAGAGUAUUAGUGAAAGGAAAGGGAAGGGAAAUUUUCGAAGAAAGUGGUAUGGUGUGAUAGGUCAUUAUGCCAAUGAGUACUCCAGUGCUGAGAAGAAAUGUUACAAGUGUGAGAAGAAAGGGAACCUUAUCGCUUAUUGUAAAUGUAAUGAUAAGACUUGA